UACUACUGCUAAUAAUAUUGAUAAUGAAUCAUCUACAACUUUAGAAGAAGAAAAUAAUCCUCAUCAACUUAAAAAUCUGAAUUGGCCUAAAAUAUACCCUUGGGUUUAUCGUGGAGAAGGUCAAUUAAAUAAAUAUAUAUUUUGUUAUUGGUGUAAAGAAGCUAGUAAAAAUAAUAAUUUUUCUAAAGGUUGUAGAUAUUUUAAAAAACAAAGUUUGGAUUGUCAUAUAACUACUAGUGAUCAUGAGAUAGUUUGUGCUGCACGAAUGCAAUCUCAAGCUACCUUAUAUUCUAGUUUUGCUAUUCAAGCUAGAAAUAAUCAAAUUAAUAUUAUAAAAAAUAUGCGUAAUAUAUAUUUUUUAAUUCAGCAUAAUUUGUCUACUAAUAUAUUUAAAAGUUUAUACAAAUUAUCUAAAUUACAACCACCAUAUAGUAGUUAUCAAAAUAAUGUUACUGCUCGUGAAUUUAUUGAAUCAAUUGGUUACAUUAUAGAGCAAGAA
Molecule: messenger RNA, 499 nt
Organism: Scutellospora calospora
Lineage: Eukaryota; Fungi; Glomeromycota; Glomeromycetes; Diversisporales; Gigasporaceae
Source: the annotation of a GenBank genome assembly